AUGGAGAGCCAAUUGCAACAAGAUCUGUGGAAAGUCGCCCGGGGGCCAUGGGAGUCCGGCGUUCUUCCCAGCGCAGAGAACCUAGCGCGAGCAAGAGCUUCUCUCCCAACAGCACUCCCGGACACGGGCUCCAGCCUUGAGACUGUCCAACAACACAUCCUCGAUGAGAUUGUACCUGCUUUCAACGGAGGCAGCAUCAGUGCCAACUAUUAUGGCUUCAUCACCGGCGGAACUACGCCGGCAGCACUAUUUGCCGACAAUGUUGUCUCUGCUUACGACCAAAACGUUCAGGUGCAUCUCCCUAAUCACUCAAUUGUCACAGAUGUCGAGUACAAUGCGCUUGGUCUGCUGUUAGACCUUUUCCGUUUGGAUCGCUCUGCUUGGCACAAUGGAACGUUCACUACGGGUGCUACGGGGAGUAACAUCCUUGGCUUAGCCUGUGGACGCGAAUUUGUUUUGCAGAAAGCAGCGCAGAGGAAGGGCAUUGAAAAUCAAAGUGUCGGAGAAUAUGGUUUAUUUGAGGUUCUGAAUUCACUGGGUCUUCGUGGUAUUCAGGUGCUGUCGACUCUUCCGCACUCUUCACUAGUGAAGGCUGCCGGUAUAUUGGGCAUUGGCCGUUCCAAUGUGCACAUCUGCCGGUCUGAUGAUCCCCUUCGCUUUGACAUGGAGAAACUUAAGAAAGAGCUUUCGAGAACAGACAAAGUGAGCAUUGUCGCUAUUUCCUGCGGAGAGGUCAAUACUGGCCGGUUUGCGACAAGUGGAGAGGACUUAAAACAGAUUCGCCAGCUCUGUGACAAGUACGGGGCAUGGAUUCAUGCAGAUGGUGCAUUCGGUAUCUUUGCCCGAGUCCUGGAUGACAGUCCUGAAUUUGCAACCAUCAAAAAGGGCAGCGAAGGAUUAGAACUGGUCGACUCAAUUACUGGUGACGGCCACAAGCUUCUCAACGUUCCCUAUGAUUGUGGUUUUUUCUUCUCUCGGCAUCCACAUGUGGCAUCGCAAGUCUUUCAAAAUGCAAACGCCGCCUACUUAGCAGCUGGCAACUCCGAUGGCCCUUCUAUUCCUUCGCCAUUGAACAUUGGGCUGGAAAACUCUCGUCGUUUCAGGGCCUUGCCCGUCUAUGCCUCGCUCUUGUCAUAUGGCAAAUCUGGUUAUCAAGAAAUGCUUGGUCGUCAGAUUGCGCUCGCAAGAAAGAUCUAUGGCUGGGUCUUUGACCAUCCUGGAUAUACAGCUUUGCCGAAAGCAUCCUUAAAGGCUGAAUUGCUCGAUCAGACAUUCAUGUCUGUUUUACUCCGAGCCAACGAUGAAGAGCUGAACCGCAAUCUGGCACAGAAGAUCAACGAUAGCUCUCGCAUGUUUGUCUCGGGUACCAGCUGGGAUGGCGCCCCUGCUUGCCGUAUUGCAAUCUCAAAUUGGCGAGUUGACGUGGAGCGAGACUUUGCUCUAGUGUCUGAAGUGUUGGCCAAGGUCGCUCAGGUAUAG
Molecule: messenger RNA, 1479 nt
Organism: Penicillium antarcticum
Lineage: Eukaryota; Fungi; Ascomycota; Eurotiomycetes; Eurotiales; Aspergillaceae
Product: pyridoxal phosphate-dependent decarboxylase family protein
Exons: 1
Coding region: 1-1479 (492 amino acids)
Biological process (GO): carboxylic acid metabolic process
Molecular function (GO): pyridoxal phosphate binding; carbon-carbon lyase activity
Source: RefSeq, a predicted model, not a curated record